AAUCAAUUGUUUUUUUUUUUUUUUACCGUUCGAUUUACUGUUUUUCCGUGUUAUUCUAAUAUAAUUGAAAUAAACUACCAUAAAUUAUAACAAUCAUUAACCACACAAAAUUUACCGAGCUCGUGACCGUGUCAUUCAGACAUGUUAUGAAGACGACAAUGACGUAGACGGUACACACAUUUUCGCUGUCCCUCGUCCUAGGCGAAUACGAAAAUUGUCAGAAGAGUUUGAUAAUCUGGACGACCGCUAUUUUAUAACGAGGUACAGACUCAACGAAUCAACAGUUCUAUCGAUUCUGGAGAAAAUAAAGGAAAGCCUUGAGAAUUGUUGUAUAUCUCCGAUCAAUCAGCUCUUCAAUUUUACGCAACCGAGUGCUUCCAAACCACUGCUGGAGAUCUGUGUGGAUUCAGUUCCUCAACAGUGAAUAGAAUUGUGCACAAAAUAAGCUGUGCUAUUGUGUCACUACGUAGCCCCAAUAUAUUCAUUUUCCUCAAACACCAGAGGAAAUAAGACUGAUUCGGUUACAUUUUAACCGAAUAGCCAAGUUUCCAAAAGUCGUUAGCGCCAUUGACUGUACUAAUUUCAAGUUGUGGCAAUAACCGCAAAUUGGAAAAAAAGAAUUUCUAUAAAUUUAAAUAAUUAAGUCGCGUGUUUCCAACUUUUAUUGGAUAAAAACAAUAACAUACAUUGUGCGUUGAUGUAAGCCGGUGUAGGUAUUUUCAACCGACCUACUUUUAUUUACGUAUUAUAAGGUGUAUUAAAAUAAUGGAGAAUGAUUAUGAAAAGUUCUCUGGAGAUGAUGAAGUGGCCACGGUGUCUUCAAAUACUGGUCUAGUAAAGUAUGGUUUGGUUUUAAUGAUGAACAGAACAGAGAUGACAGUGAUCUGGCAUCCAAAUGGUGCUGAAGAAAUUAUAUCUUAUGAUAAAGUUGUGUUAAUGGAUCGAUUAUUAAAGCUUAGUGACAUAGUACGAAAAGUUAGUGAAGGCAAGCGAAGUCAAUUUGGAUUUUGUGAAAAUAUUGAUAUAUAUGCCACGGUAAAAAUAGUUAAUACCAACAAAAUAAUAGAAAAUAUCAAUUACCGAAACUUUACUCCCUCAAAACACUUAACAAUUGUUUCCUCGGUUUUUUAUGAAUCAUGGAUUGGUAAAGUUAAAAUGGUCAAAAGUAAAGUUACAUUUGUUUCACAAGAUGGAUCUAUUUUCACAUUAGAGAAUCCAUCUAGACGACACUUCAUUAGUCUAUCUACAAGUGAUAGCUUUUUCAUGCAUGAGAGUGAAUUUUAUCAUGGGCAAAAAUUAAAAAUGCGUCUAGAUUCCUUAGAAAGUGCAAAAUUUUUAACGAUCAGUAAUCUAAUGAAAUGUUUAUUGUACAAUUAUAAGAAGAAUUUCAGCUAUAAAUUUGGGUCCAAGUGGGUCAAAGUUUAUAUUCAAGAUAUUACUGUAUCAUCAGUUGAAGUUAAAUGGUACUGCCAAGUACCAAGUAGAACAAAGCCGCGUGAAGAAUAUUGGCCAGAGAAAUUAGUCACUGGUGAUAAUUUGAAAAAACUAAAAACUAUUCAUCUAUUUGGGUCGAGUCCAAUUCAAGUGGGACAAACACAUUGGUAUACAAUUAAAGAUACCGAUAAUUUGAUGACAAUGAAACAGUGGCAAUCUAAAUGCACAGAAGCUUUUAACAUUGGAUCAGGUACAAAAAAUAGACCAAGUACAAACGUUUCAGCUGGUCUAUCACAAAUAAAUGAAAGAAUAUUAAAUAAGAAAUAUAAAUUUAAAUUACUAUCCAAAAAAUGUGAAUCUAAACCAUCUACAAGCACAACCGGCAAUAGUUGUGUACAUACAUUAAAAUCGAGCAGACUAAAAAGGAACCGUAUGUGGAAAUCAUUAAUUAAAAAAAGAAAACAAUUCAAUAUACCUAAAGUAAAAACCAAACCAAAUUCCAAAGUCGUAGUUGAGAUUUGCUACACAAAAACUAUGGUAGAUGUUAUAUGGCAGGAUGGUACCAAAGAAACUGGACUUUCUUCCACUGAUCUCUACCCAGUACGAAAUCUUGAUGACCUUGAGCUUUUUCCUGGCAAUUUUGUUACUGAAAAAAGUCCUGCAUCUGACGUUUAUGGUGUUGUAGAAUCUAUGGACCAUAGACACACUGCUCAUAUACAAUGGUUUAAAGUUAAUCCUGAAAAUCCAUCAUUGCCAAAUCCUAUUGAAAAGACUUUUGUUAGUGCAUAUGACUUACGUGGUCAUCCGGAUUUCCAUUUUGAAUCUGGUUGUCUUAUUAUACAUGUUAAUCCUGAUACAAACCCAGAUUUAAAUAUCUUAACUGCUGGAAAAGUAUUAAGUACAAGGCCUGAUGGCAGGAUCUUAGUGAUGUGGGUUAAUGGGGAAAAAACCGAAUGUUGGCCACAAGAAUUAUUUGUUGUCAAACUAAAUGAUGAUGUCUUCAAUUUUCAAGAUGAAGAAUAUGAGGAUGAAGAUGAUGAUGUCUUCAAUUUUAAAGAUGAAGAAUAUGAGGAUGAAGAUGAUGAUGCACCUCUUGCUGUUGAAGAUCACUUAUCUAAAGAUUUGAUGUGUAUAACCAGUUCUGGAUCAUCUAAUAAAAACUGUGACCAAGUACACAAUGAGCAGAAUUAUGCAAGCCUAUUAGUCCAAUUACUAGAGCAAUCUGCUACAUGUAUAAAUUUAUUUCUAGAUGCUGUUAAACAAAAUUGUGACACAGAUAAAGUUCUUAAAUUGAAAAAAGCUUUGGAACAAUAUAGGUCAGGAUUUAACGUCAGUUCGUGUUUGCCAACUUCAGAAUGUAAAGAAAAAGAAAAAGAAAUAGAAACAUGGUACAAGGAUCUCAUGGAUAAUAUCUCAAAAUUAAUAAACAAAAUAAUCUCAAGAAUAGAUAUUAAAGAGAGAGAAGAAAGAGAAUUAGUUGAAGAAGAAGAACUGUCAUAUGAGACUUUAAUUAAAGACAGUGUAACUAAAUUAAAACAGUUUGUGUCAGAUUUCAUAAAUAAAGUUAAACUUGUUUCCAAUGAAUUAUAUCUUUCUAAGUAUGGAAUAAUAAAAAAUUGUGAUACAAAAGAUGAAAGCGAUAACUUUAGUCUAGAAAUAAUGGAUGUUACUGAGCCAGCAUCUGUACUUCCAGUAAUGGAACCACAUUCUACUGAAUGUCAUUUUAGCGCAUUGGAUACAGAACUAGUAUACGAAGUAACCAAACCAGAAUAUAACCAAAGUAUAACAAAACCCAAAGAAGCUGGAGUUUUUGAUGUAGUAGAAACACUUAUGGAUAAUUCACACAAAUAUAUCAAUGAUAAAGAUAAUUUAAAUCUUUGGGUACCAAAAGUUAUUGCCAAAGACAUUCAAAUACUUCAAAAAAGUUUACCGGCAGGAAUUUGGGUGAAAACUUUUGAAAAUCGUAUGGAUUUGUUUUCUUUAAUGAUUAGAGGACCAGAAAAAACUCCAUAUGCUGGUGGUUUGUUUCUAUUUGACGUUAAAAUUCCGCCCACAUAUCCAAUCCAACCUCCACUCUGUCAUUAUUAUAGUUAUUGUGACGACCGGUUGAAUCCAAAUCUAUACGAAGAUGGAAAAGUAUGCCUAAGUCUUUUGGGUACUUGUUUUGGUCAUGGUGUUGAGUUAUGUUCACCCAAUGAUUCAAAUUUAUUACAACUUCUAGUAUCAAUACAAGGACUGAUAUUGGUGAGGGAACCAUAUUAUAAUGUAGCUGGAAUUGAUUCCCAGCAAGGUCAAAAGCUUGCAAAAGAAAACUCUCGUGUUUACAACGAAAUGGCUCUGAUCAAAGUUGUGCAGUCAAUGACAAAUAUGUUAAACAUGAAUAAUUCAGACGUUAAAAAUACAGGGUAUUUUGAAGAAGAAAUACUGGAACACGUAAAAACACAUGGUCCAAAGUUAAUUAAUACAAUUGAAAAUUGGAUUAAAAUGUCUGAAAAAGAAUUAACUGAAGAUGAAAAACUUAUUCCUGGAUAUCCAUUAUUGCCACUUUCCAAGGAACGGUAUUAUUUUCCUGCUGAAAUAGCAGCAUUAGAAUUUAGUUUAAUAGAUGGUAUAUCUCGCACAUAUCAUCAGGAUGGAAUAAUCAAUCAUGCAGAUUUUAAAGAGGGCACAUUGGAGUUACCAUAUUUAUUCACUAUAGAGUCAGAAAUAAUUGGUACAAAUAAUAUGACGAACACUAAAAAUAGCUUGGAAAGACUAUACUCCACAGCUUACCCAAGAGAAUACUAUGUGGCCACUUUACACCCAGUUUAG
This is a messenger RNA of Acyrthosiphon pisum (pea aphid), 4245 nucleotides long. Its product is annotated as (E3-independent) E2 ubiquitin-conjugating enzyme UBE2O-like. Bases 766 to 4245 code for a protein of 1159 amino acids. The transcript has 26 exons. Gene Ontology annotation, molecular function: ubiquitin conjugating enzyme activity. Lineage: Eukaryota; Metazoa; Arthropoda; Insecta; Hemiptera; Aphididae. The record is from RefSeq and is a predicted model, not a curated record.